Ilyonectria robusta is the source of this 2265-nucleotide messenger RNA. RefSeq lists its product as uncharacterized. Gene Ontology annotation, molecular function: protein binding. The record is from RefSeq and is a predicted model, not a curated record. Lineage: Eukaryota; Fungi; Ascomycota; Sordariomycetes; Hypocreales; Nectriaceae. The coding region runs from base 1 to 2265 and encodes 754 amino acids. The transcript is spliced from 3 exons.
AUGGCAAACAACGCCGACAAAGGCCCUGACAGGAGCGUGAAUUCGCUCAUGAAGCCAACAUGGACCACCAAAAUUCCAGCCGAAGUCCUUGUUUUCAUCUUCAAUCACCUCUCCCCGGGUGAAAUCAAGAGCUUUCUCCUCACUUGCCGAACAACCGCCACCAUUACCAGCCCCUGGCUCCUCAUCCGAGACAUCAAAGACGACACGUACAACUCGUUAGCUUGGGCCUGCUACCAUGGCGAUGUCACUCUUGCCGAAAGAUGUAUCGAGGCGGGCGCGUCACCAAACGUCACCUUCUGCCAGGAUAAACCACAAUUCAUGGGCCAGAGAGUACACCCAUACGUUGGUGACAACUUCGAGCACCCAGUCUUUCCGACCCGAAUUCGUUACGGAUCGGCCUUGUUGACAGGGCAGCCCGCGACCUCUCCCCUUGCGCUAGCCACGAAGCGUAAUCAUAUCGGCGUGAUGAGGGUUCUUCUCGAAGCAAAACCCAAACCAGCCGACGUGGUCGAAAAGGGAUUCGUCAAUGGACGUCGGCAUGACAACCCUCGGAGUACUGCAUUUGCCACAUUCCCACACCCAGUGGUUCUCAGCCACGCACAAUCUGCGUCGGCCGCCCAGCUCCUGCUUGACCAUGGCGCUGGUUGCCACAUCAACAAUGACAAGGGCACUUUGUAUACACCGCUCGAGAUGGUAUUGCUUCGUCACAGCUAUGUGCAAAACCCUGGGCAAAACGGGCGGACGGAAUCCGAUCUCUACUCGCUCGUCAAAGUUCUGCUCGACAACGGGGCGUUUCCUCGACGCUCCCAGCCAAGGAACCUCUUGCCACAGUGUGCCUUCGUGGUUGAACUUGUUCUCAAAUCUGGUUCGUUGAGUCUUCAGGACUCUAAUGGCGAAUUUGCGGAUGCCCUCAUGCUGGUCCUGGGAAGCCACAAGGCUCUCAAGCGAGGCGCUCCGAUAUGUCUUGGGUUAUCUUUUUCAAAACAACUCUUUGAUAUCUUCUUUUCCACUGGCAUCUCACCUAAUGAGUCCCUUCCCGGUUUUGGGAGGCCGUUAUCCCGGGCCGUGGCUGAAGAUUUGGCGUGGUCUGUCAGCUUGCUGAUUUCGCACGGAGCCGACAUCAAUUAUACUGACACCAACACCCUAUGCCCCCUUGCCCAGGCCAUGGUCUCUUUUCCACACAACUUCCUUGCUGGCCAUUUUCUUGAAGAUGACAUCAUCAGCCUGGUCGAUGAUAGUUUGGUCACCGAGCUGUCCAUUCUUGGUGCAAACAUGGACCAGCCAUCAUGCACACCUGAAGGUUUCACUCCGUUGAUGUUUGCAACAGGCGACAGGGUUCCAUCUUUGGUUUUCGAUAUUUUGAUCGAAUUUGGUGCUACAAGAGAGAACACGGGACGAUUGCACCCGGGUGGUCCAAAGCUCUCUGUUCUGCAGUGUCUUUUAUCAGGCUUUCCCCCAGCUCAAGACGCUGCGUUCUGCGCGAAGCACGAGUUACGAUCGCUGAGAUAUUCAUUCAAUUACGCCAUCGAAGAUCCUAAAUACCUCAAAGCCGUGGAGAAAUGUCGGAAAUCAAAGUUCGAGUCUUUGAUCCAACCGCCUCUCGACCCAGCGACCUUCCACACCGAGGACGGGGUGCAUGUUUUGCAUUGGGCAAUUGAGAAUCUUCAAGGAUGGGAUCUGGCUUGGGCCAUGGACAUGUUGAUUCCUCAAUAUGCCUCAACUGAGACCUCACUGGAUACCAAAUCUCCUUUCCUCACUUUCUUCCAUCCAGAUCGGGUCAGGAACUCUAUGGCAUUUGGGACACUCUUCCAGACAUGCCGGUUUGUUGAAGGAAUUGUCGAAUUGGGAUUCCAACCAGAGGAUUCUCUCCUCCUUCGCAUCUGCAAGCUUCGAGGGGGGCUUUCGUCACCCGCAGUCUGGGGUCUGAUGGGACUCAGAACAAGGAACAACCUCGACUUUUCACCGCAAUUCCUGGGGAUUGUCCAGAAAGAAAACCCAAGGUUCACCAACAAAUACAGAGCCCAUCCUUCUCUCCUCCAAUUCCGGGACCUGACGAGGAGCGAAAAGGCCUACCGCGAACAUCGAACCAAGACAAUCAGCAAGAUCAUCACACUGCUCAUAAAAAACGGCGCGAAUUUCUACGCUUGCGACUCGGAUGGGAAGACGGCAUACGAACAUGCAAAAAUCCACAACACCCUCAACGGGAUACCAAAGAAGUGGCGCGACGUGCGCAAGGAGUUGGAGAUAGACCAGGCCAAUCCAUGA